UGUCAAUCAAAUGCUGAUUAGUUCAUAAUCAAAGAUAAUCUGUGUGAAUUUAGUUUUAAAAAAAUAAAUUUGACCACAAUGUAUCAAACCCAAUCCUAUUAAUUAAUGAUUAAUGGAGUCUCACGACCCGAAUCCUUCCACUCGCGCUACAUAUGGACGACCGCACGCCGUCCGCUCCGCCAUCCUCCCGCCGACGCUACCGUCGCCUCUUCGCCGCCGAUGACAAGGAUCCAAGAAUCUGGUUUCUUACCAUGAUUACCACGAGGAUAAAUGGAGUCCACUUCCAGAAGGCUGAUCUGUCAUGGCAACUGACUCUUCAAAUGUACGGGAGAACCUCGUUGGCAUUGAAAAAGGAAGGGACGCCAAAGAUGGGGACCUGGUCUACGAAGAAAAUGACAAUAGCAGGGAGAGUGGAGUUAGGAGCUGUGAGAACAUGGUUUUCCCCUCACUUCCCCUUGCUAUCAAAUGGUUGUGGGACGGUUUCAGAGCCGGCUUAUAGCCAAGGUGAUCAUACCGAAAUGAGGAAUGGGAAGCAAGAGAGGCCUGGUGGUGACAAUUGA
This is a messenger RNA of Rhododendron vialii, 560 nucleotides long. RefSeq lists its product as uncharacterized. Bases 153 to 560 code for a protein of 135 amino acids. The transcript is spliced from 7 exons. The record is from RefSeq and is a predicted model, not a curated record. Lineage: Eukaryota; Viridiplantae; Streptophyta; Magnoliopsida; Ericales; Ericaceae.